This is a messenger RNA of Triplophysa rosa, 2360 nucleotides long. RefSeq names its product syntaxin 2b (gene stx2b). Gene Ontology annotation, molecular function: SNARE binding; SNAP receptor activity. Gene Ontology annotation, cellular component: endomembrane system; synaptic vesicle; presynaptic active zone membrane. Gene Ontology annotation, biological process: synaptic vesicle fusion to presynaptic active zone membrane; exocytosis; intracellular protein transport. The record is from RefSeq and is a predicted model, not a curated record. The transcript is spliced from 11 exons. NCBI's taxonomy places the organism in Eukaryota, Metazoa, Chordata, Actinopteri, Cypriniformes, Nemacheilidae. Bases 265 to 1185 code for a protein of 306 amino acids.
CCCACAGCAUCAUUCAGUCAACCAAACAAACAAACAUGUAAACAUAACUUCUUGACUCCGUGAACAUACGCCAAUAUUAUAUAUCCAUCAUCAACUCGCCAACGCCAAUGGAUACUUUAAUAAUCCACUUUAUUUACUUUCACCGUCAUUCGUUCAGUUUUUGUGAUCUAGCCAGGACUUGCAAUGGACUUUAACGCUUACGCACCGCCGCAGCGGACGUGUUCAGUUAACAGAGGAUAGAUCGACUUCACAAACGGCUUUGUUAUGAGGGACCGACUGGCUGCUUUGAAUGCGGGCAGUCAAUGCGUCAGUAAUGACGGGCUUGUCACUGUGUCCAUGGAGAGAGAUGGCUUCAUGCAGGACUUUUUCAGAAAGGUGGAGGAGGUCAAAAGUGUCAUUGAAAAGAUCUCCUCCCUUGUCAAUGAGGUUAAGAAGAAACAUAGUUUGAUUCUCUCUGCCCCCAACCCUGAUAACAAAACAAAGGAAGAGUUGGAACAGCUCACAGUGGAUAUUAAGAAAAAUGCCAAUAUUGUCCGAAACAGCCUGAAAUCCAUACAGCAGGGUCUUCCUCCGGAGGAGCAGAUGGUCCAUGCUUCAGUAGAUGUUCGCAUCCAGAAAACUCAGUACACUAACUUGUCUCGAAUGUUCAUGGACGUGAUGACACAAUACAACGAAACCCAAGUGUCCUUUAGAGAGAAGAGCAAAAGCAGGAUUCAGAGACAGCUGGAGAUCACUGGAAGAGUCACAACUAAUGAAGAACUGGAAGAAAUGCUGGAGACUGGAAACGCAUCUGUUUUCACCUCUGAUAUCAUCUCCGACUCUCAGAUAACCCGUCAGGCUCUCAAUGAGAUCGAGUCCAGACACAAAGACAUCUUACGCCUGGAGUCCAGCAUUAAAGAGCUACAUGACAUGUUUGUGGACAUGGCCAUGCUGGUGGAGACCCAGGGUGAGAUGAUUGACAACAUUGAAAAGAAUGUGAACAAUGCUGUAGAAUAUGUCUGCCAUGCUAAAGUGGAGACCAAGAAAGCAGUGAGAUACCAAACACGGGCCCGCAGGAAAUACAUAAUUCUUGCUGUGAUUGUUCUGGUCGUGCUUUCUGUUGUAGCACUAAUUAUUGGCUUAUCUGUGGGCUUAUCUACCAAAGCCGCUACUAACUCCGCCUCCUCCAGCUCUGGUUCCACCUAACCAUGAAAAUGAUCUACAUUGCCAUUUGUGGAGCUGCUUGCAUUCUUCUUAUUAUUAUUAUCACCAUUGGAGUUUACAGCGAGUAGUCACCUAUAGCAAAGCGCUGGUGGGGUGUUUUUUUCUUUAACAUCACUGUGUUAUUAGGGAACAAAGACUUCGACUAAACCUUUGUUGUUUGGUUUUGACUGAGAUUUCAGUAUGAUUGUAUUGCUGAAUACAAAAACCUCGAAGCUUUUUAUUUUUGUAAACACUGAUUUCUGCUCCGUGAUCUUCCUUUGCGAUUUAAAAUCUUUGUCACUUUACGAUAACAACCAAAGGUCAUUUUUCUGCUCUUUUAUUUAUUUAAUGUUGGUUUUCAAAUUUUGCACAGUUUAGUCAUGUUUAUUAUAUAUUGAAAUAUGUUACUUCAGGUACAGUUUAUUUGUUGGGAGGUCUGACUGAAAAACGUGGAGUUAAAUACAGUCCAACAAAGUGCACUUAAGAUUUUAAGAUGAUCUUGAACAAAAUUUGUUGUUUUGACACUGGUUUGGCCAUGAUGGAUCCACAUAAUAUGAUGUCAGAUCUAUGAUCAAUGUUAAAAAUGUGACACUUAAUAAUUCCUUUUCGUGUCUUACAUAUGACUGUUUCUGACAGGAGUGUAACCAUGGAAUUAUGGUCAAAUAUUCACAUGUGUAUUGUAAAAUAAAUAUGUUUCUCACUGUUCAAAACCGUUAUACUCAUGUUACUGUCAUUCAGAUUUAAUACGAAUAAUUGCUAAAAUUAUAAAAUGUGCAACACAGUGGGCAAAGAUUUUUUUUGGACACUUUAGCAACACUUAAGAUGUUUAUAUAAAUGUCUGGGGCAUUAUGCGACGAAAUAUGCAGCAGAGACAAAUUUACUGUAUUUACAGCACAAGGACCCUUUUAAGUAAAAUGUUUAAAAAUACAAUUAAAAUGAUUGCUCAAACGUUUUAUUUCUUGGGUUUUGAGAAGAUUUUUAUGAUGUUGGUAAAUCUAACCCUAUGCUGAUGACAUCAUCAUGAUGGACAGCUCCGUACGGGUGAAAAUCUCAAGCAGGUCCACACAUUGAUACUCAUGAGAAUUUACUCAAGACAAAUAACAGCUGGGAAAAUCUCUCUCUUUCACAUACACAAGACAAUCUAGACACUGUCCCUGCAUUCAUUGCUUUGUGUGUGU